Messenger RNA from Musa acuminata subsp. malaccensis (wild Malaysian banana), 1554 nucleotides. The record is from RefSeq and is a predicted model, not a curated record. NCBI's taxonomy places the organism in Eukaryota, Viridiplantae, Streptophyta, Magnoliopsida, Zingiberales, Musaceae.
AUGAUACAGUCCAUUAUUCCACUCAUCUCCGGAACGCUGCACCCCCCGACCGCCGAAUCGGUGCGACAGCAGGAGCCGCCUGCUCAGGCUCAGGCGCAGCCCCUGGAGCUUCCCACAUCACCUCGGGUCCCAUCGUCCCCGCUCCUGGAUCAAGUCAUGACGGACCGGAGGGGCCACACCCAACCCGAGGCCUUUCCUUCGGCCUCGACGGACUCCCUGCGAGCCCAGUUGCUCCUCGUCAGUCAACGGCUUGACGAGACGGUCCCACAGAACUUUCGCCUCCCCUCUCUCGACACGUACGACGGCUCCACCGACCCAGCGGACCACGUAGCCGCCUUCCGCACCCAAAUGGCACUAUAUGGGACUUCUGACGCUCUGAUGUGCAGGGCGUUCCCCACAACACUAAGGGGACUAGCCCGCACGUGGUAUGGCGGCCUGAGGACCGGGACCGUCGCCUCAUUCGACCAGCUCGCUAGAGACUUCGAGCUCAACUUCCUAGCCAGCGCACGAUCGAAAAUCGACUACGACCUUCCCGAUUCUUCUGGUCCCUCAUUGAGAGACCCCCCUCCACGGUACCGGAGAUGCUUCAGCGGGCGAACCAGUUCAUCGCGGCUGAGAAAGCAGGAAAAGCACACGAGGGUUAGACCGGAGCCGGCUUGCGGGCAGCAGCCUGCCAUGACUAGGCGUAGGUUGGACCAAUCCGACCUACCCACUCCGAGGCCUCCUCUGCCCCCCCCAGGCGCAUCUCGAACGGAGAUAUUUCUCCAGAUAAAGGAGAGAGGGUUACUCAGGGCUCUCGUUCCGAUAAAAAACCCGCGAGAGCUCGCCGACCAGUCCAAGCAUUGCCGCUUUCAUAGGCAAAAUAGUCACGACACCGAAGACUACCGCAAACUAAAACGGCAGAUCGAGGAGCUCGUCCGCGGGGGACACCUCAGUCGGUACAUCCAAAAUAACGGGGAGCCCUCGCCUCUCCCUGAGGGCCCCGUGGAGCACCACAUCGAUGUCAUCACAGGAGGACCGACGGCUGGGGGAACUAGUAUGUUGGGAAGAAAGGCAUACGCCCGUUCCGCCAGGAUCAACGCUCCCCAACAUGGUCCCGACCCCAAGGUCGCAUUCCCUCCUAAGGACGUCAAGCCACCGGAGCACGACGAUGCGCUUGUGAUAAUGGCUCGAAUCGCUAACGCCCAGGUGAAGAGAAUCAUGAUCGACACCGGGAGCUCAGCCGACGUGCUCUAUCUGGACGCCUUCCAGAAGUUGGGGUUAACCAAAGAAUCCCUAAAGCCUAUCUGCUCGGCGCUCACGGGGUUCACCGGCGAUUCAGUCUCGCCAUUGGGGACUGUUACCUUGCCCCUCACGUUGGGAGUGCCGCCCCGAACAAAGACGGUGAUGUCCACCUUCUUGGUGGUAGAUCUUCCUGUUGCCUACAACGCCAUCCUCGGCCGCCCCACCCUCAACAAAAUCAGAGAUGUAGUCUCCACCUAUCAUCAAAUGGUGAAGUUUCCUACCCCCACCGGGACAGGGGAAGUUUGGGGAAGCCCCCGAGAGUCCAGAUGA